GAGAGCGCUAUAAGCUUCCUCGCGAGAUGUUGGCAGCUAGGGCAUUUAGCCUGAUUGGCAAGCGGGCUUUGUCCACUUCUGUUUGUGUAAGAGCUCAUGGACAUGAAGUUACAAAAGCACCACAUUAUACUCAGCCAAUAUAUGAGGAUUACCCUCUUAUUCCUUUGCCGGAUAUUCCAUUUGUACAAGACCUCACUCCUGAGCAAAAAGCUCUGAAAGAAAAAGAGAAGGGAUCUUGGAGUGCCCUUACACCUGACGAGAAGAUUGCUUUAUACCACAUCAAAUUUGACAGAACAUUUGCUGAAAUGCUCAAGCCGACAAAUGACUGGAAGACAGCUGUGGGUUUAGCUGGCUUCAUGAUUGGCAUCGGUGCUUUAUUUUUCAUUUGGGAGGUUCUGUAUGUUCUGAAACCAGUCCCACACACUUUAUCGGACGACUGGAAGGCCAUGGAGCUCAAAAGGAUGCUGGAUAUGAAAUCAGACCCGAUUACUGGCCUUUGCUCUAAGUGGGAUUAUGAGAAGAAUGAAUGGAAGAAAUAAAAGCCUCCGGGAACCAAGGCUUCUCUUUGGGUUUGAAAUUCUGCAACCGUUUCAUCAUCUCGAUGUUUCUUCCCUGCUUCUGUCUAUGGUGAAACAGAAUCCUCGUUUAAACCAUAACAGCGUAUAUACUUGGAAAGGUUGAACUGUUCUUACAGUUUAAUAUGCAAAAUUGCUCCUAAACUUAAUCCUGUUUGCAUUUUUUUUUUGCAGGAAGAUUAAAAAUUACAGUUCGAAAAAGAGGCAUGUGAUUCUUUAUUUGGUGGGGAAUUAUCUUUUUAAAAUAUCUGGGGCAAGAAGCUUGCUAAGUAAGAUAGUGGUUAUUGAGCCAGUGACUGUAAAAGCUUCUCUGAUAGGCUGGUACAUUUUUCAUCAGCACUUGGUGCUUCAGAUUUUUGUGUUCUGACAGCAGAAAUAAACUAGUGAUAAAUUA
Messenger RNA from Python bivittatus (Burmese python), 969 nucleotides. It is a transcript of the gene COX4I1, whose product is annotated as cytochrome c oxidase subunit 4I1. Lineage: Eukaryota; Metazoa; Chordata; Lepidosauria; Squamata; Pythonidae. Gene Ontology annotation, cellular component: respiratory chain complex IV. The record is from RefSeq and is a predicted model, not a curated record. Gene Ontology annotation, biological process: mitochondrial electron transport, cytochrome c to oxygen.